Anneissia japonica is the source of this 3829-nucleotide messenger RNA. RefSeq names its product Golgi to ER traffic protein 4 homolog. The transcript has 8 exons. NCBI's taxonomy places the organism in Eukaryota, Metazoa, Echinodermata, Crinoidea, Comatulida, Comatulidae. The record is from RefSeq and is a predicted model, not a curated record. Gene Ontology annotation, biological process: protein insertion into ER membrane. Gene Ontology annotation, molecular function: protein binding. Gene Ontology annotation, cellular component: BAT3 complex; cytosol. Bases 35 to 1000 code for a protein of 321 amino acids.
AUACGGGAACCAGUGGAUGAAUCGCUAGCUGAACAUGGCGACUAAACAUCGCAAUGGUGGUGGUGGUGUUGAUAGGGUUUCCAAAAAACUGCAAGCUAGCGUUGAACGCGGCGAUUAUUAUGAGGCCCACCAAAUGUAUAAAACACUGUAUUUCAGGUUUAUGAAUCAAAACAAACUUGCCGAGGCCAUAGAACUCAUUUACUCUGGGGCCAAUCUGCUCCUUGAACAUAAUCAACAUGUGAGUGGUGCAGAUCUUUGUAUUUUACUUGUUGAGGCCUUUGAUGCUUCUGAUGCUCCAGUCAACUCAGCUAAUAUAGCCAAAGUGACUGGUUUAUACAAGCAAAUACCUGCAGAUAUACCAGAGAGGGAACAUUUCCUGAGUGCUGCGUUGAAAUGGUCGGCGAAAGGUAACCCCAAGAAAGGCUGUAGUCACCCUGAGUUGCAUCAGCAAGUUGCACUUAUAUUCUGGAAUGAAAAGUCAUAUGCCUUAUCUCGUUACCAUUUUGUACAUUCCAUGGACGGAAAGCAAUGCGCAACUAUGUUAGUAGAGUUUCACACAACGCAGGGCUAUCCUAGUGAAGUAGAUAUGUUUAUCACACAAGUUGUAUUUCAGCUGCUGUGUCGCAAAAACAAGGCAACUGCAAAUGAAACGUUUCAAAUGUACACAGAAACGCACCCAAACAUCGAGAAGGGUCCGCCGUUUAUCCUGCCCCUUCUUAAUUUCCUCUGGUUCUUACUAAUAGCUGUUGACAAUGGGAAAUUAACAACAUUUACGGUGCUCUGUGAGAAAUACAAACCAUCGCUGCAGAAGGACCCCACCUACAAUAGUUACCUAGAUAAAAUUGGACAAAUUUUCUUUGGUUUGCCUCCUCCAGCCCCUAGUGGACCGCAAGGAAUCAUAGGUAACAUUGUCAAGUCACUCUUUGCUGAUGGUGAUGAAAGCAAUGGAAAUAUUUCAGAUGGACAAGAUGCUGAGUUGUGUGGAUUGGAUCUUGAUUAAGUGGUGAGAAUCCACUUUAAAAAGCACUCCAAUUCUAUCCUUUAUUCUUUAUAAAACCUUCUCAGCCAUGAAUAAUUCUUAAAUUGAAACUAAUCGAAAUACUGUUUGUGUUUAGAUAGAUAUAACUCAGUACUUUAAUUACUUUCUGAUGCACUUUAUUUCUCUUUAUAUAAAUCUACUAAAAAAUGUGUCGUUAUGUGGUACGAGUUUUAUACAAUAUCCUACAAUCUACAGAUGUUCUACCAUUGCCAUUCCUCAAUACCGUAUCCUCAAUCCCCAUUUUUUGAUCAGCCCCUCAUUGGCUGGUGUGCUGUCACAUAACUAUCGACUCCAUUAACGAUGUCCUUGAAGGUAGUAAUAAAACCUUGUUGAAGGAGAAGACAAACCUGUCUAGUGCCUGGUCACUUAUCGCUAACCGGGACAGGCAAAAGUGAUUUUAAUUGGUUGAAAAGCUGCGAUUUGUUAAUUCUGGAUGAGGUAGCAUCAUUGGGUAUUGUUUGCAACUUAAAACUAUGUAAACAUAAAGAUUUUAAAUAGGAGUACAACAGUGCAUUUGUGCGGCUUACAUUGAUUUAAAUGAGUUCUUCACUUUCAAUUAGAAAUUGAAAAAGAAAUAUAACUUGGUAAACAUUUGAUUUAUUUAUGUACUAUUUAGUGUUAUAAUUUAAUGUUAAUGUUGAGAUGUUUUGACUGACAAUGCAUUAUAGGAGAAGAAAAUAAAAAUGUUCAUGAUAUUUACUAUAAAUCACAUUCAGCUCUGAGAUAAGGAGAGAUCUUAUAAAUCAGUUUUCCUUUGCAAGUAUUGAUAAUUUACUCUGUUACCUGAUUUUUCCUAGAUUUCUUCUACUAUGUUAUUACUUCUACCAUUACUUCUACUGUUCUAUUUUAGUAUAAUUUAAAUUAUGAAAUUAUGAUUGCUCUUAUUAUAAUAUUUUCAAUGGUUAGAAUUUACUGUUUUUGAUACAAUAUUUUAGUUUAUACUGUGCUAGUGGCUAGUGUCGCCUUGUGCAUUGUUUCUUUAUCUAGGUACAUGUGCCAAGGAUUGUUAACUUAAUCACUGUCAGCAGUUUUUCACAAAUCAAAACACACAUACGUACAAGCUACUCUAAUCUAUGUUUAUACCUCCAUGCUCUAAUAGACCAAGUCUGUUUAAGGCUUAGGGGGUGCAGUUGUUUUUUAGUCGUGAGAAAACAUUGUGAGAGGAAUUGAAACAGGACACUGGAAUUAGAAGACAAGCACCUUAGCCACUAAGCUACCCCUUCAUUUGAUAAAAUUUUCAUUAACUAUUUUUAUCAUUAUCCUUUUUGUCAACAAUUAUCUUUAAUCAUUUCUACCGAGUAUGUAGGGACUUUUCUUAAAAUGUUCCUAAUUUGUCCUUGCAUAUUUGAAUCUGAAGAAUGUACAACAUAAACCUGCACAUAAAAUUUGCUUUGGAGAAUUUAAAAGAAAUCCGAUCUAAAAAAUUAGGCACGUUCUUGUUAAUUUGAAUUGGAACUUGCGUGCAUCUUGCCAUGGUUUAUAUUAUAGGCCUAUAAUGUUCAUUAAAAAUGGUUAUUAGUAUCACAGCCAAUUUAAUGUUGAUCUCAGGAUGAUUUCCAAAGGAAAAAAUAAUUGCCUACCAUUAAUCAGGGGUGACUCCAGGUGGAGCCGGUGUGGUCAGGGCUCUCCCAUAUUGGAAAAAAAAGUUAGGUGUACUUUUUACAUAAUAGUAGACUUUAAUUGAUUAAAUAAGCAUUUGAAGCACCUAAAUUAUAGUUUCCUGCACCAAUUCCAGGAGAUUUUUAUUGAUGCCCGACCACACCCCCUUCGGGCAAAUCCUUGCAUCUUCCCUACCAUUAAUUAAAAAUUAAAAUGAAACAAUUUUCAAAAUAAUAAGCUAUAUAUACAAAAAUAUAUUUCUGAUUAUUUAUUAGAUAAUUUAUUUAAUUAUUUUAUAAUGAUAUAUUAUAUAAAUACUGUAUACCAUGUUUUGCAGUCACCAAUAAUAAUCUAUAGAGAAUGUUACAUUAUUUCCUAGACAGUUGCCUCGUUAAUUGCUUUUCCGCAAUGAACAUUACCUUGUGAAGUAGCUCUUACUUCAAAACUCUAAUUAGACUAUUGAUUUGUUUUUGUCUUGUAAUUUAAACUAGUUGCGUGUUUGUUACAAUAUUCAGUUUUUAUUUCCAUUUGGUAUUUAAUGUUCAUUUGCUGGAAGACAAACUUGCUGAUGGUUUAUUUUUAUUGGUCAGUUCCAUUGAUUUCUCUCCCAUUAAGAAACGAUAACAAACAUGAUAAAAGGAAAAGAAAUUGAAUACCCAUAUAAGUCAUUACAUACAAUUAAUAAAUUUUUCAUGCUUCUAUUAACCUACAGUAAUAACUGAAUUAAACUUGUGUCAGUAUAAAACUAAAAAAAAAGAGUGGACUGACAUGUUCACAAUGUUUAGAUACUCAUUAUGCGCAGCAGAAACUACCAAUUUCUCUUCUAAAUUAUUAGAUUUUUGAAUGAGUUAUUACGAUGCAGCUGGAAACCUUUGCCUUUUACUUAACAAUGUGAUACAGAAGUUAAGGGUGAAUGUAGAAGCAAAAUGUAGUACUGAAGUGCUGUACAGUACUUCAAAGAUAUCCACAUGUAAGUUGCAUAUCAAAUCUGUCUAAUGAGUGUUUCAUUGGAGAAAAAUAUAAAUUGUUUUUAGAUUUUUGAGCAUUUUAACCUCUGGUUGUACAGUACUACAGGUUGUAGUAAAAUGUAGUGAUCAUUGCUUAUAAAGGUCAAAAAGACAGUUACAAUGAACUUUUGAAAAAUACAACUUGUAAAAGUUAUUUAUGUGUAAUAAAUGUUAAAAUUGGGUA